Molecule: messenger RNA, 1045 nt
Organism: Thlaspi arvense
Lineage: Eukaryota; Viridiplantae; Streptophyta; Magnoliopsida; Brassicales; Brassicaceae
Source: the annotation of a GenBank genome assembly
CUUGAACCAAAAUCGCUUCGGUUCUUAGUCGGUUAAGUAAUCUGUUAAACCAAUUUGCCUCUACUUGCUAAAAAAUUCCUAAAUCGCUUUCUUCUCUCUGAUCAUCAUCAUCACUCGAAUUCAAUCGAAUCUAUGAAACCCUAAAUGCGUUUUCGUUCUCCCUGCAUCAUUUCAGGUUAAUCUUGUUCCCUGGUUCAAAAACAAAAAGUUUCAGUUCUUCACAACCCAGAUUGUGUUUUGCUGAAAGUAAAGUAUAAGAACAGUAAUGGCGCUCUGUAACUUUAAUCCAAAUCUCUGGGGAUUCCCGCUGCAAGGAUUAUCAAAAUCCCAGGAAUUUGGAUGCUUUUCAUUGCCCGAGUUUCCAACUUGUUCGAAGGCCAAAAGGUUUGGUUUUUGCAUCAGGGCAAAGUUCUCAGAGACACAACCCGGGAAGGUGGACGGAAGUUACGGAGCCACUGUGAAGAGGAAGGAAAUAAAGAAAGUGAGGAAGCCAGAGCAUCAUUUGUGGAAGAAGAAUGACUCUGCUGGCUCCGGGCAGAAAGCACUUAAUCUUGUCCGAAUAAUCUCUGGACUCCCGAAUGAAAAAGAAGCCGUUUAUGGAGCUUUGAACAAAUGGGUAGCAUGGGAGGUUGAGUUUCCCAUUAUUGCUGCAGCUAAGGCUUUGCAGAUCUUAAGGAAGAGAAGCCAAUGGCACCGUGUGAUUCAAGUGGCUAAGUGGAUGUUAAGCAAAGGCCAAGGCGCUACAAUGGGAACAUAUGAUACCCUCUUAUUGGCAUUUGAUAUGGACGAAAGGCCUGAUGAGGCAGAAUCUUUAUGGAACAUGAUUCUGCACACGCAUACACGAUCCAUCCCAAGACGCUUGUUCGCUAGGAUGAUAGCUUUGUAUGCUCACCAUGACCUUCAAGAUAAGGUCAUCGAGGUGUUUGCAGACAUGGAGGAGCUAAAGGUGAGGCCGGACGAAGAUACGGCAAAGAGAGUGGCGCGAGCUUUCAGGGAACUCGGCCAAGAAGAAAAGCGGAAACUCGUUCUUAGGAGUGUUCAGUGA